GCGCCAUUGGGUACUUCCUGAACUGCGUACUACGAUACUAAAUAGUAUCUCAAAAUAGUAUGAGACUCAUAGGUGGCGUGUUGCUUCAACCGCACUCUUUAGUAUGCUAGUAUGCGGUAUCGGACAUAGCUGUUGUCUCAGGUAUUAAUCCGCCCAUAACGGUUAGCUCGCUUUCCUUUAUUUCUCAGAUGGUGUGUCUCCUCAUAUCAUUGUGUCUUUGUAGCUGAUUUCAGCCUUGUAUUGCAGCUUAGCUGUGCUCUUCCAGGAUGUAUUUAUCUGUUCAGGCGAGAUAAUUGUGAAAAAAAGACAGCCACCAAGCUAGCUAACUGGCUAACAUUUAGCUAAUGUAGCUACAGAAUUGCGGAUGUGUUUUCAUGUUUUGUAGCUGAUAAAGUGCUGUGGUCCGCUCCAGUAAUACAUCAGUGAUAUAUAGGAGUAAACACCUGUACAUCAGGCUGCAAUUGUCGCUGGGUUUCUUAUCAUCUGCAAUGUUUCAGGAUAUAACUGACUCGUAUUUGUUUUUUUUUUUAAUAUAUAUAUAUAUCUGCUGUUUAUCAGUCUAGUUGUUAAGAAACAGUGGAAAUGUGAUGUGAACGCCAUGUAUUGUAAAAACUGCCUCACCAGAAUUACCUUAACACAGACUGUAACACUGAUCUUUUCUCUUUUAAAAGUUUAUACAUGGCAUGACUAAAUGGACGGUUUUGCCCUUUCGCAUAAUUCUUCCUACAAACACUUGUAAUAGGCAGAUAAGUCUGAAAUAAAUCAUAUAUAGCAUGUAGCCAUAGUCAUAACUGAUUUUCUGUCAAAUUAAGUCUUUUGGAGCAGACAGUAACUUAAAAAUGAGACAGUAGUUAUAUUUAUGUUUUAUGUGAAAUUAGUGAUGGGGGAAAUAGUUUUAAUGGGAGUUGUAUUGGUAUUAAUGGACUCUGUAGUGGUCCCUGUGGGUUUCUACUGGUGACUUGUUCCCUUACAGUAUAUAGGUUGCAUGUUAUGUCUAGUGGAUACCAUUAGAGUUGCAACUAACGAUUAUUUUCAUAAUCAAUUAGUUGUCCGAUUAUUAUUAAUUUAUUAUUAUUUAAUCGAUUAAUCAGAUGAGGGAAAACUUUCAGUGCCAUUUUUUCAUAUAUUUUAAAUAAAAUCCACAAACUGAGUUACAAAUAUAAACUUAAGACUAAAACUUUACCCAACUGUUUGUCCAAAUAUAUAAGACUGAAAAGAACAGAAGAAACAGACACACACCAGAAUAUAUAUUAUUAAUUUAGUUCUGUAGUUUAAUUCCAUGCUUUUUUUUUUCAUCUAUAAAAAGCAUUGAAUUCUACAGACCUAGCGAUCCCUGGUUGAUUGGUAGAACCUGUCAUUAACAAAAAUAUAUAGAAUAUUAUUUAAACAUUUUAAAAAGUUUCCUACAGACCCCCUGCAAUUACACCACUGACCACCCUCCUUGGCAUACUCUCUAUUCAUUGACUACGAUUUUCAUAAUCGAUUAGUUGUUGCUAGUCUAGAUACCAUUAAUGACCAAUAAUGUUAAUGGUUUUAAUGGUUAGCUGAUGGUUUGUAAUGGUAGUUGUAGUGGAAAGUGUGAUGGUUUCUGUUGUUUUUUUUCAGCCGGGAAGUUUAACAUCGAGCGGUCACUCUGGACAACCUGUGUUAAUUUGGUAGCGCCAGCAGCCAUGGCACAGGAUGGUGUUAUUUUGCAAUUCAGUUUCGCCACAUUUGGUGACUCCAUGCUCCAGAAGAUGGACGUGCUUCGAAAAGACAGACGUUUCUGCGAUGUCAUUGUGCACAUCAAUGACAUCGAGAUUCCUGGUCACAAAGUUGUGUUUGCUGCUGGCUCUCCUUUCCUCAGAGACCAAUUUUUCCUUCAGGACUCGCACGAAGUUGAGAUAUCGACACUGCAGGACGCAGAAGUUGGACGGAGACUACUUCUCUCUUGCUAUACAGGGACUCUUGAGUUCCCGGAGCUGGAACUGGUCCAUUAUUUGACCGUAGCCAGUUUUUUACAGAUGGGCCACAUUGUGGAGCAAUGCACAAAGGCCCUGAAUAAGUUUAUUAAGCCUCAGAAAAUUGAGGAUUCCCAUCAGCCUUCCAACAUUAACACACAGCAGCAAGAGCUACCACAUAUUCAAACAGUGUUUGAUGAUGAUGAUGAUGAUGAUGAUGAAGAAGAGGCGGACAAUGUGAUUGAAGACGACAAUGACGACGAUGUAAUCAUUGAACCAAGAUCACCUCCUGUGUUUCAGAGGAAAUGCCAAGGAGAGGAGAGCCCCAUCAAUAUCAUUAAAGUGGAAUCAGUGGACGAUCGAAUGCAGAUGUCUCAAAAUUUACAGAGUGGUCCUGCUCGGUCCCCUGCACUGUGCUCCCCAGAGCCCCAGCACUCGCUGAUUAACUCGACCGUAGAGACGCGGCCUGCUGAGAUGGCCCCUAAUGCCAUUCUCGACUAUGCGCUCUCCUCUCCUGGACCCAGCGGCUUGGGGAAGGAGAAUGUGUGGAGCUGUUCUCGGAAUACUGACAAAGGCAUGCAAUGGUACCACCAGUGCCCAAAAUGCGCCCGCGUCUUCCGCCAGUUAGAGAACUAUGCCAACCACCUGAAGAUGCACAAGCUGUUUAUGUGCCUCCUCUGUGGCAAGACAUUUACCCAGAAAGGGAACCUGCACCGGCACAUGCGCGUCCAUGCCGGAAUCAAGCCAUUCCAGUGCAAAAUUUGUGGCAAGACAUUCACGCAAAAGUGCUCACUGCUUGACCACUUGAACCUGCACAGCGGCGACAAACCGCACCGCUGCAACUACUGUGAAAUGGUGUUCGCUCACAAACCUGUCCUGCGCAAACAUUUGAAGCAGAUCCAUGGCAAGAACAGUUUUGACAAUGCCAAUGAAGGUAGUAUGCUUGAAGGGUUUUAAAUCUACAGUACUAUGGCUACUAAAAACUUGUGUAAAGACCUUUAUGGUUUAUGAAACUGAAAAUCAUCCUGUAUAUAUGGCCUUUUAUGCACACAAAUUGUUAAAUAUGUACCCAUCAUAUGAACUAGGGCUGGACGAUUAAUCGAAACCGAAAUUCAGAACCUCUAACCGACGUAAUUUCCCCUUGUUGAUUAUUUCAUUUUUAAAAUCCUGUUACUACUUUCUCCUUAAGAACAUACCAACGCAUAUGUAGUCACGUGACUCCGCACCAUCCAGUCAGCGGCAUGGAAGCAACUAGGAGGUGGACUCGAACACAGAGUUAACUGAGCAACAGAAGCAGUUUGUAUCAAAGAAAAACACUGUCUUGUUUGGACACAUUUUUGCUUCAGUAAAGAAGACACCGAACAAAAAGACAUCAAAUGUAAACAUUGCAGAAAAACUGUUCUGGUAAUGCGGUUUAUUGGUGAUAAUACCACCAAUAUCACCAAUACCACCCAGCAACAAGUGCCUCCACAAAGCAUGUGUCGAUAACACAAGCAUUUAAAAGUUGCUACACAAUAUGAAAAAGAUUCAAGAAGAUGGAAAGAAAUAACUGAUGCCAUUUGUUACUACAUCGUGAAAGAUAUGGCUCCCAUAGCUACAGUGGAGCGCAGUGGGUUUAAAUACCUCGUUAAAACUCUCGACAGAACAUAGACUAUGCCAUUGCAACUAUAUUUUCCCCAAACUGCACUGGCCAACAUGUACAAAACAUGUCAUAAAAAGGUAGCUGCUGCACUGAAGUCUGCAGUUUGCAGCCACAUCUGAUCUCUGCUCAAGUAGGACCAUGGUUUAUAUAAUUUAAUAGUAUAGAAUAGUAGCUGAAUAAUUUGUGUUUCCCUUUAAUUAUUUUGAAGUCAAAAAGACAAGAAAUGCACGCUUUCAUUAGAAAAAAAUAUCCCAACUUUAAUAGUUGAGCAUAUUCACAGUACAAAUCUUGUCAGUAAACUAUGAGGGCAACCCAGCCCCCCCAAAUAAUCGUUCAUUAAUAGUAAUCGCGAUAAAACGAUCAAUUAAUCGAGACUUUGAUUUUAGGUCAUAUCGUCCAGCCCUAAUAUGAACUCCAUUACUUGUAUGGUUAUGUAGUUGGUCAUUGUACUGUAUUCAACAGCUGCUGUUUUUAAUCAUUUUAAAUGAAUGGUUGGCUUGUCAUGGUUACACUAAGUUGGGCCCUUAAACCUCAACUGCUUAGUUGUAUACUUUCUCAGCUGUUAGUCACUUUAAUUAAAAGCAUCAGCUAUUCUGUCCUGGAUAGAUACCAGCUAUCCUUAAAGUGUUUUUAGUGGGACCUCUGCAAAAUCCGCAUGAAACCUCAGUCAUGAUUCAUGUUAUUUCCUCAACUGUCUUUUCCAACAGUGUAAAUUCAUACUGAAAUAGAAUGAUUUUUCUAAUUCUACCUGUGAGGUUACUGGCAAACUUGUGAUUCAUUAAAUAAAGUGUCAAUUAUAAAUCA
Messenger RNA from Ictalurus punctatus (channel catfish), 4386 nucleotides. RefSeq names its product zinc finger and BTB domain containing 26 (gene zbtb26). The transcript is spliced from 2 exons. Gene Ontology annotation, molecular function: protein binding; RNA polymerase II cis-regulatory region sequence-specific DNA binding; DNA-binding transcription factor activity, RNA polymerase II-specific. Lineage: Eukaryota; Metazoa; Chordata; Actinopteri; Siluriformes; Ictaluridae. The record is from RefSeq and is a predicted model, not a curated record. Gene Ontology annotation, biological process: regulation of transcription by RNA polymerase II. Gene Ontology annotation, cellular component: nucleus. The coding region runs from base 1548 to 2897 and encodes 449 amino acids.